AUGGCCUCCCAGCUCGUUGCGCUCUCCGAAGUCGAGCGCCUUAGCCCGGCCUGCAUCCGCAUUCUCGGUGGUAACCCUGGCAAGUUCACCUUGCAGGGAACGAACACCUACAUCGUUGGUACCGGCCGCGAGCGGCUGCUCAUUGACACGGCCGAGGGCGUGCCUGCGUGGGCCGACGCCCUGGAACGCACGCUGGCCCAGGAGAGCGCCACACUGUCCGCUGCCGUCAUCACGCAUUGGCACCCAGACCAUGUCGGCGGCAUCAGUCAAGUGCGCAAGUUGGUGCCCGGCGCGACCAUCUACCAGAGCCAGCUGGAGAGCGGCCGGUUAGGCGCGGCCCCUGGCCAGGAGGUGCUUGACAUUGUCGAGGGCCAGGCGUUCUACGUCGAAGGCGCCACACUGCGCGCUGUGCACACGCCUGGCCACACAACGGACCACAUGGCGUUUGUGCUUGAGGAGGAGGGGUCGCUCUUUGCAGGCGACAAUGUGCUGGGACAGGGCACCGCCGUGUUUGAGGACCUGGCCGUCUACCUGCAAAGCCUGGCGCGGAUGCGGGCGCUGUACUCGGAAAAGCGUGGUACCGCCGCUGCCACUCCCAACCGACUCUACCCUGGACAUGGCCCCGUGGUGGAAGACGGGCCGGCCAAGAUCACCGAGUACAUUGAGCACCGCCAGCAGCGCGAGGACCAGGUUGUGCGGCUGCUGCGGUCGCCUGACAAGGUAGCGGCAGCGUCGUCUACAUCGUCGGCAGCAGCGUCUUCAUCGGCAGACGGAAAAUCCCCCUCGUCAUGGACGGCUAUGGAGCUGGUCGAGGUUAUCUACGCCGAUGUUCGCAGAGACCUAUAUCCAGCCGCCGAGCGUGGCCUUGUCCAGAUCUUGCAGAAGCUGGAGGACGAGGGCAGGGUCGUUCAGGACGGGCGGGCGUGGACCUGGCGGGAGCGGUCGCCACUGUGA
This is a messenger RNA of Sporothrix schenckii 1099-18, 954 nucleotides long. RefSeq lists its product as uncharacterized. Lineage: Eukaryota; Fungi; Ascomycota; Sordariomycetes; Ophiostomatales; Ophiostomataceae. Gene Ontology annotation, biological process: secondary metabolite biosynthetic process. The coding region runs from base 1 to 954 and encodes 317 amino acids. The record is from RefSeq and is a predicted model, not a curated record. The transcript has a single exon.